This is a messenger RNA of Papaver somniferum (opium poppy), 1140 nucleotides long. RefSeq lists its product as uncharacterized. Bases 1 to 1140 code for a protein of 379 amino acids. Lineage: Eukaryota; Viridiplantae; Streptophyta; Magnoliopsida; Ranunculales; Papaveraceae. The transcript has a single exon. Gene Ontology annotation, molecular function: nucleic acid binding; RNA-DNA hybrid ribonuclease activity. The record is from RefSeq and is a predicted model, not a curated record.
AUGACAUUGCCUGAGGUUAGUGGAGGAGUAGAUAAAAUGGCAUGGAAUGGUGAUAUAAAAGGGAAUUUUACUACUUCAGCAUCAGUGGAGAAAAUCAGGUUAAAAGAACCAAAAGUUAGCUGGCCUUCUUUCAUCUGGAAACCAUUUCUGCAUCCUAGCAUUGCAAGCAACAUAUGGAAAAUUCAACAUCAGCUAUAUGUGGAUGAUGAAGUUAUGAGGAAAAAUGGGUACAAUAUAGUUUAUAGAUGUUGCAUAUGUGUUGCAGAACAAGACAGUAUGGAUCAUACCCUAUGGAAAUGUGAGUUCAAUGUUUCUGUUUGGAAUUGGAUAUGUGUUAUUUUUGGUUUUAAUAAACCAAAAUCUUUCGGUGAUAUCUGUAAAGCUGCACAGCAAAAAAGUCCACUUAUAAAGGAAGUGUGGAUGACUGCAGCAUUCACAAUAAUGAGAGAUUUAUGGUUUCAAAAAAAUCAAAAACUCUUUGAAGAAAAGUCACCACAACUCAAUGAUUUCAAAAGGAAAAUUUGGAAAUUUGUGCAUGAAGGAAGUCUAAGAAUGAAGGGUACAAGAUGGGGGCAAGUAUAUGAUAAAAACAUUAUUGAUUUCUUUCAUAUGGGCAUCAGAUUUUCCAAAUAUAGUAGCAUUAAAGAAUGUUAUUGGUCAGCUCCAGAGUUUGGUGUUCUUCUCUUCUGCUGUGAUGAUUCUUCAAUUGGAAACCCAGGAGAAGCAGGUUUUGGAAUCAUUGUUAGAUAUCAUGAAUGUCAGGUAGUUGGUACAAUGUCAAGAGGUAUUGGUACAACUACUAAUUACUUAGCUGAAGUCUUUGCUGUUAUUUGUGCUCUGGAAUGGGCUAUAGCUCUAUCUGCAACAAAAGUAAUCAUAAGAUCAGAUUAUAAAGUUGUGAUACAUGAUUUAUGCAACAACAACAUUCCCUGGGCACUCAAAACAAGGUGGAUGAAUGUAGUUCAGAAAAUGGAAAGUAUUGUCUUUCAACAUAUCUUUACAGAAGCCAAUUUUAGUGCAGAUGAUCUUACAAAAAGAGGAGUUGGGAUUGGAGCUGGAGAAAGAAUUGUUCACAAUGGAAGGCCUAAUUUUAUUAAAAGAGUCGAAAUGCCAAAAAUUGUUUUCUAUAGGUUCUGUUAA